UGUAGGUGCAGCGCAGCCCAGUGGAGGUACCUGCCAGCGUUGUCAGUGCUACUAUUCCGUGGGUGCCCCGAAAAUCUCACGUCCAAAGUGGCUAAGAGCGUAAGUCCCCGUCGUGCGCACCAGGAGUGCUCCAGCGGGGUGGACGGUGUGCAGGUGCAGCAGCAGGAGAGACGAACACCGAGGCGCAUGCCUUACCUGGGGCCUGACAUGACAACCCGGCUAUCCGCCAUGUUCUACACGGUCGAGGUCGGGGACACCAAGUUCACCAUCCUGAAGCGCUACCAAAACCUCAAGCCUAUCGGAUCGGGUGCGCAGGGGAUAGUCUGCGCGGCAUACGAUACCGUCACUGCACAAAAUGUGGCGAUCAAGAAGCUAUCCAGACCUUUUCAAAACGUGACACACGCGAAAAGGGCCUACAGAGAGUUCAAACUCAUGAAGUUGGUCAAUCACAAAAACAUAAUCGGUCUCCUGAACGCGUUCACGCCGCAACGGUCGCUGGAUGAGUUUCAAGACGUGUAUCUAGUGAUGGAACUCAUGGACGCUAACCUAUGCCAAGUAAUCCAGAUGGAUUUGGACCACGAGCGUAUGUCGUAUCUCCUCUAUCAGAUGCUGUGCGGCAUCAAGCACUUGCACUCCGCCGGCAUUAUCCACAGGGAUCUAAAGCCAAGCAAUAUUGUCGUAAAAUCUGACUGUACGCUAAAGAUUCUCGACUUUGGCUUGGCGAGGACCGCCGGUACCACAUUUAUGAUGACGCCCUACGUCGUCACGCGAUAUUAUCGGGCGCCGGAGGUAAUUCUGGGCAUGGGUUACAAAGAGAAUGUGGACAUCUGGUCGGUGGGGUGCAUCAUGGGUGAGAUGAUACGCGGUGGCGUACUGUUUCCGGGCACGGAUCACAUUGACCAGUGGAACAAAAUAAUCGAACAACUUGGAACACCGGCACAAGAAUUCAUGCAACGACUACAGCCAACCGUCAGGAAUUACGUAGAGAACAGGCCACGAUAUCCAGGUUAUCCCUUCGAGAGGCUAUUUCCGGAUGUCCUAUUCCCCUCGGACUCCUCAGAACACAAUAGAUUAAAAGCGAGCCAAGCCAGGGAUCUAUUAUCGCGCAUGCUCGUGAUCGACCCGGAGCGACGCAUUUCCGUGGACGAGGCGUUGCUGCACAAUUACAUAAACGUCUGGUACGAUGAGGGGGAAGUCAAUGCUCCUGCACCAGGUCCAUACGACCAUAGCGUGGACGAGAGGGAACACACGGUGGACCAGUGGAAGGAGCUGAUCUACCAAGAGGUGAUGGAGUAUGAAACAAGCCACAAUCCCGUGGCAGUUGCUCAGUCGUCAGAAAGUGCUGGGACUCGGUAG
Molecule: messenger RNA, 1356 nt
Organism: Cyphomyrmex costatus
Lineage: Eukaryota; Metazoa; Arthropoda; Insecta; Hymenoptera; Formicidae
Gene: bsk
Product: mitogen-activated protein kinase dJNK
Exons: 8
Coding region: 187-1356 (389 amino acids)
Biological process (GO): protein phosphorylation
Molecular function (GO): ATP binding; MAP kinase activity
Source: RefSeq, a predicted model, not a curated record